Messenger RNA from Chironomus riparius, 4040 nucleotides. NCBI's taxonomy places the organism in Eukaryota, Metazoa, Arthropoda, Insecta, Diptera, Chironomidae. The record is from the annotation of a GenBank genome assembly.
CAAAAUUUAGCAGCACGUUUUAUUAUUUUUUAAAAGAAAGCUUCAAUAAUGACACUUUUUUCCUGUUUCGCAUUAAACUUGGCAAGAAGCUUUGAACUUUUUCCAGCUUCUUGUUUAUCAUAAAUUCGUUUGGUUUUCAACACUCUGACUUCAAUGUGCGUAGAAUUUUAAAGUGAACGGAGUGAAAUGAAAACCUUAGUUUUUAUUGUUUGGUUUAUUUUUGUGACAGGCUGCGUGUGCUUAGGGAGAGACACAGAAAAUUAUAAUCUCAUUCGUAAAGUUGCUCGAAAAGCUAAAAGAUGCUACCCGAUUUCCAAUUUUUCAACAAGUUCUAUAAAAUACACGACCAAUGGACUGAGUUCAACUCAAACGACCUACUCAAACAUUUCAUCCACAACAACUGGUUCCACUCAAGCGCCUACGACUCCUUCAGCAGCUUCAUGGCCUUCAAAUCAAGUUCUUAGAGAACAAAUUUCACAAGCAAUUUUGAAAUUUGGAGGAAAUCUAUCGGUUUCUGAAUAUCAAGGAUUAAUGGAUACAUCUCGAGAUUUGAAUACUUUCAUGCAAUAUUGGAACUCUACUCAAAUGUUAAUACUAACUCCAAUUAUUGGUCAAAUUAUAGUAUCUCAGGCUGCAAUUCACAACUCAUCAAGUCCUAUCGCAUCUAUAACAUACGAUGCAGACGCACAGCAAAAUAUUACUCUUGCAUUACAGGAAUAUGCACCAAAUAUGACUCCUGAUGACAUCCAAUUCGUGAUCACCACUUUACAAACAAUGAGUACAAUAGCUGUUAAUUCUUUGACUCUCGACGAACUGACACAAAUGGCUCAAGCUUGUGCAAAUGCAUUUAUAAAUAAUACACUGGUUAAUGGACCUAUAGAAACCACAACUGUUUCAUCCACAACAACUAGUUCCACUCAAGCGCCUACGACUCCUUCAGCAGCUUCAUGGCCUUCAAAUCAAGUUCUUAGAGAACAAAUUUCACAGGCAAUUUUGAAAUUUGGAGGAAAUCUAUCGGUUUCUGAAUAUCAAGGAUUAAUGGAUACAUCUCGAGAUUUGAAUAAUUUCAUGCAAUAUUGGAACUCUACUCAAAUGUUAAUACUAACUCCAAUUAUUGGUCAAAUUAUAGUAUCUCAAGCUGCAAUUCAUAACUCAUCAAGUCCUAUCACAUCUAUAACAUACGAUGCAGACGCACAGCAAAAUAUUACUCUUGCAUUACAGGAAUAUGCACCAAAUAUGACUCCUGAUGACAUCCAAUUCGUGAUCACCACUUUACAAACAAUGAGUACAAUAGCUGUUAAUUCUUUGACUCUCGACGAACUGACACAAAUGGCUCAAGCUUGUGCUAAUGCAUUUAUAAAUAAUACACUGGUUAAUGGACCUAUAGAGACCACAACUGUUUCAUCCACAACAACUAGUUCCACUCAAGCGCCUACCACUCCUUCAGCAGCUUCAUGGCCUUCAAAUCAAGUUCUUAGAGAACAAAUUUCACAGGCAAUUUUGAAAUUUGGAGGAAAUCUAUCGGUUUCUGAAUAUCAAGGAUUAAUGGAUACAUCUCGAGAUUUGAAUACUUUCAUGCAAUAUUGGAACUCUACUCAAAUGUUAAUACUAACUCCAAUUAUUGGUCAAAUUAUAGUAUCUCAAGCUGCAAUUCAUAACUCAUCAAGUCCUAUCACAUCUAUAACAUACGAUGCAGACGCACAGCAAAAUAUUACUCUUGCAUUACAGGAAUAUGCGCCAAAUAUGACUCCUGAUGACAUCCAAUUCGUGAUCACCACUUUACAAACAAUGAGUACAAUAGCUGUUAAUUCUUUGACUCUCGACGAACUGACACAAAUGGCUCAAGCUUGUGCUAAUGCAUUUAUAAAUAAUACACUGGUUAAUGGACCUAUAGAGACCACAAAUGUUUCAUCCACAACAACUAGUUCCACUCAAGCGCCUACGACUCCUUCAGCAGCUUCAUGGCCUUCAAAUCAAGUUCUUAGAGAACAAAUUUCACAAGCAAUUUUGAAAUUUGGAGGAAAUCUAUCGGUUUCUGAAUAUCAAGGAUUAAUGGAUACAUCUCGAGAUUUGAAUAAUUUCAUGCAAUAUUGGAACUCUACUCAAAUGUUAAUACUAACUCCAAUUAUUGGUCAAAUUAUAGUAUCUCAAGCUGAAAUUCAUAACUCAUCAAGUCCUAUCACAUCUAUAAAAUACGAUGCAGACGCACAGCAAAAUAUUACUCUUGCAUUACGGGAAUAUGCGCCAAAUAUGACUCCUGAUGACAUCCAAUUCGUGAUCACCACUUUACAAACAAUGAGUACAAUAGCUGUUAAUUCUUUGACUCUCGACGAACUGACACAAAUGGCUCAAGCUUGUGCUAAUGCAUUUAUAAAUAAUACACUGGUUAAUGGACCUAUAGAAACCACAACUGUUUCAUCCACAACAACUAGUUCCACUCAAGCGCCUACGACUCCUUCAGCAGCUUCAUGGCCUUCAAAUCAAGUUCUUAGAGAACAAAUUUCACAGGCAAUUUUGAAAUUUGGAGGAAAUCUAUCGGUUUCUGAAUAUCAAGGAUUAAUGGAUACAUCUCGAGAUUUGAAUACUUUCAUGCAAUAUUGGAACUCUACUCAAAUGUUAAUACUAACUCCAAUUAUUGGUCAAAUUAUAGUAUCUCAAGCUGCAAUUCACAACUCAUCAAGUCCUAUCACAUCUAUAACAUACGAUGCAGACGCACAGCAAAAUAUUACUCUUGCAUUACAGGAAUAUGCACCAAAUAUGACUCCUGAUGACAUCCAAUUCGUGAUCACCACUUUACAAACAAUGAGUACAAUAGCUGUUAAUUCUUUGACUCUCGACGAACUGACACAAAUGGCUCAAGCUUGUGCAAAUGCAUUUAUAAAUAAUACACUGGUUAAUGGACCUAUAGAAACCACAACUGUUUCAUCCACAACAACUAGUUCCACUCAAGCGCCUACGACUCCUUCAGCAGCUUCAUGGCCUUCAAAUCAAGUUCUUAGAGAACAAAUUUCACAGGCAAUUUUGAAAUUUGGAGGAAAUCUAUCGGUUUCUGAAUAUCAAGGAUUAAUGGAUACAUCUCGAGAUUUGAAUACUUUCAUGCAAUAUUGGAACUCUACUCAAAUGUUAAUACUAACUCCAAUUAUUGGUCAAAUUAUAGUAUCUCAAGCUGCAAUUCAUAACUCAUCAAGUCCUAUCACAUCUAUAACAUACGAUGCAGACGCACAGCAAAAUAUUACUCUUGCAUUACAGGAAUAUGCACCAAAUAUGACUCCUGAUGACAUCCAAUUCGUGAUCACCACUUUACAAACAAUGAGUACAAUAGCUGUUAAUUCUUUGACUCUCGACGAACUGACACAAAUGGCUCAAGCUUGUGCAAAUGCAUUUAUAAAUAAUACACUGGUUAAUGGACCUAUAGAGACCACAACUGUUUCAACAUCUUCUACUACAAGUACGACAGUUCCAAUUGUUACAACUUCAACACUAAGUCCAGCAAUAAAUCAGCAAUUAACAAAUUCUAUUAGUAGCUUGGCACCGGGUCUAAAUCAAACUCAAAUUCAGAACCUCUUACACGCUAUCCAAGUUCUGGCUAACACUUAUUACUUCACUCCUGCUCAAACAAUUGUAGUUGCACCAGGUCUAAGUUUAUUCUUUAUGUAUCACUCAGGAUCAUCAGUCGCAAUUAAUGGAACAACUGCUGUUUACACUGACGCUGACGUUUUAAGCAUUGUUACAUUUUUCAAUACUUGGGUGCCUGCAAUGACUAGUGAAGAAAUUCAAAAUUAUAUUACUAAUAUGAAACUUUUGAGUUAUUAUUCACAAGGUGUCACUCCUUUAGAAGCACUUAGCUUGGCACCAGCUCUUUCUCAAAUAUUCAUUAACCAGGCAUCAGCCCAAACUGCUGCUCCUUAAAAAAAAUGUCCAACAGAAAAUAUACAGAAUUAAUUUUUAUUUGUUUGAAGUAGAAUUUCAAUUUAAAAGUCGAUUUUUAAAGAUCAUAUUGCUAAAUUUUGAAAAAACAUUUUUUUGUUAAAUAUAUUUGC